GGCCUGAUAUGUGUCAUUUUUUGAGGACGCCUUUAAGAUUGAUGACUCCUUGGGGACUGAUACGUCUUUCAAGGUUGAGUUGUCCGUGGUCCCGGUAUGCAAAAUUGAGAAGCUUUGUCAAGGAAGUUACUGAGAUAUGUGAAGGAGAGAGACCUAAAGGAAACUCGAGCAGAGCUUCAAGUCCUCACAGGGUGCUGACAUCUGUCGCCACCAAGGACAGGAGAGGAGACAAGACCAUGUGGCAGUUCUCUGCUCUGCUCUUCCUCUUCCUCCCAGGCGGCUCCACUGCUCAGGAUCCAGUCACAGGUCCAGCAGAGGUGAGAGGUCAGGAGCAGGGCUCCUUGACAGUGCAGUGCAGAUAUAACUCAGGCUGGAAGGAUUACCGGAAGUACUGGUGCCAAGGAGCUUAUUGGAAAUCAUGUGAGAUUCUCGUUGAAACCGAUGCAUCAGAACAGAUGGUGAAGAAGAACCGUGUGUCCAUCAGGGACGACCAGACACGCUUCAUCUUCACGGUGACCAUGGAGGAUCUGAGGAUGAGCGAUGCUGGCAUUUACUGGUGUGGAAUUACGAGAACUGGAAAUGAUCACAUGUUUGAAGUGAAUGUGAACAUUGACCCAGCAGCCUUAGAAACUUCAACUACAGUAAUGACGACUACAGUCACAGUUCCGACAUCCACAUCACCAACCACGAAGUACACCGGCAUGGGGAACACUGGCAGGGAACACGUGACUCAGAGCAGCCCCCUUAUCUGGUUUCUGCUGAGCAGCAUCUCCUUCCAGCUGCUUUUAUUUGUGAUGUUUCCCCUGCUCCUGACCAUGUUCAUUGCUGUCCUGUGGGUCAACAGGCCUCAGAGACACUAUGGGGGAGAUGAAAUUGGCCUGGUGAAGAUCCAUAGCUCUGAUGCCCAAGACAGAGAGAAACACUUCCCAGGAGAUGAAAAAUAAUCUGUCUCUGUCUCUUUCUUCCUCCCCCAUCUCUCUCUCUCUCUCUCUCUCUCUCUCUCUCUCUCUCUCUCUCUCUCUGUGUGUGUGUGUGUGUGUGUAUGUGAGUAUAUGUUGUUAUGGGGCAGAUGUGUGUGUGUAGGACAUCUUCAGGUGUUGUUCCAUCAUUGUUUGAGACAGGGUUUCUCACUGUCCUAGAUCUUUGCAAGAAGACCAGGGAGCUGGCCAGGGAACUCCAGGGAUCUACCUGCCUCCAUUCCCCAUUCUGUCAUUACAAGCACACACAACUGCACUCACUUAAAAAGAAUCAAAGAAACUACGUAGGUUGUAGGGAUUGAACUCAUGUCCUUUUACCCACAAGGAAGGCAAGUGCUUUACCAGCCGAGUCAUCCCCGAGUCUGGAAAUAACUUGUUUUAUUAAAGAAUGACUGGUCAGUAGUUCCAUGGCUCUGAGGUGCUGUGGCCCAGACUCAGACUAAUCCUUCUCCUAUAGCAGGGACAGCUGAAUUCUGGAAUUCAUUCAUGUCCCUCUCUCUCAGAACGUCCCACAUUGCCUACCUGAACCUAUCUUCUACUGAUGGCUUCCAGGGAAGCAGAAAAUACAAGAAAAGGUCAUGUUUCUUCCUUCCCCAGUUCCUUAGAGGACACAGGCCAAUACAAGUGUGUGGGCCAACAGCCAGGUGACUGACCAAAUAUUUGGGAAAUGUGGCCUCACCAAGUGGCAUAAAAUUUGCCACUGUCACACUGGAUGUCUGUGCCUUACACAUGGGACACACCCUGCUUUCUGUUUUUUUUCAACACUACCCAGUAGCUAAGCCCAUCGCAAACAUAAAUGGAGCAGUUGACCUGGUCUCUGUGCCACCUGCAUAGGUCCCCAAGUAGUAGGAUAGUCUUGGAUCCUGAAGUCUAGAUUCUCUGCCCAGUGCGACCAAACAGGAACCUAAGCUGCAGGAAGGCAGAUGGCCUCUCAGGAGUCGUGAACCCACAUCAUCCCACGACCAUUCCAGGGAUGGUCUCUGCAAGGGGAUUCAACUCUCUCCAUUUCAUUCAGAAGCAUCUAUUGAAUGUCUAGGUAUUAGACACCCUCCACAUAUAAGCUCCAAAAUAAGAAAGACCUAAUUAAAGUCACAGAGGAAGCCAAGGGGUUCAAGGGUAAAUGCUCAGGGGGAAAACAGUUGUUCCCAACCCUUCAGCCUCAGCCAUGCUGAGUUAUGUACCAGGAUGCAGCCUUCUCCUCGAGUGAGGCCCUGAUACCCACAGUCAAACUCACGCCUAACACAGAUGUACUCCCACUUAGUGUAAGAAGAGUCCCCAGGUUAGCAUCUUUUCCUUGAUGACAUGUGUUGGGCUCUAGUGAGCUUGCCUCUGUAGAGAGGACAGUUUCCAUUUGCUUCCGGGGUAUAUCUGGCAGUCAGUUGCCCACAUUACCACCAUCUCUCAGAUAAGAUGACCCAGUUAAACUCAGUAGGACACACACACACACACACACACACACACUCACGUCAUGUAAUCAGGAGAGGGGAUCAUUAGAGCCUGUAGGCCAGACAGUGAUGGAGCAUGCCUUUAAUCCCAAUACUCAGGAGGCAGCAGAGGCAGGUGGAUUUCUAAGUUCAAGGCCAGCCUGGUUUACAGAGUGUGUUCUAGGACUCCAAAGAGAAACCCUGUCUUGGGGGGAUAAAACCCUGUCUUGGGGGGAUGUGAUGGUUUGUAUAUGCUCAUCCCAGAGGGUGGCACUAUUAGAAGGUGUGGUCUUCUUGGAGGAAGUGUGUCACUGUGGGGAUGGCUUGCAGACCUUCCUCCUAGAUGCCUGAGCAUGCCCAGUCUGUUCCUGGCUUCCUUUGGAUAAAGAUAUAGAACCUUCUCCUGCCCCAGGCCUGCCUUAAUGCUGUCAUGCUUCUGCCUUGAUGACAAUGGACUGAAUCUCUGAACCUGUAAGCUAGUCCCAAUUAAAUGUUGACAUUUAUAAGA
Messenger RNA from Apodemus sylvaticus (European woodmouse), 2909 nucleotides. RefSeq names its product CMRF35-like molecule 3. Gene Ontology annotation, cellular component: plasma membrane. Bases 9 to 944 code for a protein of 311 amino acids. The transcript is spliced from 5 exons. Gene Ontology annotation, molecular function: transmembrane signaling receptor activity. The record is from RefSeq and is a predicted model, not a curated record. Lineage: Eukaryota; Metazoa; Chordata; Mammalia; Rodentia; Muridae.